AGAAAGGAAAGACAACUCUUUGAGUAACAAAAUGGUAAGAAAAAACUCUCUAUUGUCAACUUCGUUUAUCGGUAAAAAUAAGCAAACUUUUUGAAAAAAACUCGUUAUACUCACUUUGUAAAAUGACAAUUUGAAAAUUGGACGAUCCAUAACUCCUCAACGAUAUGUUCGAUUAAGCUGAAAUUUUUACUCAAUAUAUAAAGUAGCGAGGUCUAUCAACGAUAAAAAUUUCAGUCCUGAAUCAUCUUCUAUUCUCGAGAAAGUUACAUUAUAUUAGAAAAUGUAGUGACAGUUUUGUAGAAAUGUUGAAUCACAAUUUUUCUUGAAUAGAUUCAUGGUUCAUGUAAAAAUACUAUUUAAGUUACAAUUUAAGUGACUAAUGUAGGAGAAGAAAGUUCGAAUUUGUUGUUGCCUUUUCCUUAUUUCCUGCUGUUCGUGGAGAUGCAAAAAAAAGGCUUAAUUCGUUGCAAAGAGUGAAGGUGAUAUAGUUACAACAUUCAGGAAAAUCAAACGACGACCAGGAAUUUAAAAAACAUUGAGAAAUGGAAUCCAGCUAUCAGAGUGUAGUUUUGGACAUCGUAGUCUUCACGUAAAGCUGCUUUGCUGGAAAAAUUAAUAGAAAAAGCUUGGAACUGCGUAGUAUAGUUUGGGUAUUAUUUUCAAGUGUUGCACUAUUUUGCAGACGUAAAUGCGUUGUUUCACCUUCUUUUUUGUCGUUUUUAAGAUGAAAGAUAAUUAUAAGUUUCGUAAUGAAACAUAUCGCCAAAGAAUCAAACUAAAAAGGAGUUUAUCGAAAAAAUUUGACGAGGAAUGUAGAAGAAAAAAAGCAAAAUGGCGUAGAAACAAGAAAGAAGAACGACAACAAUCAAGCAUAUCAAUACCGAAUGUAUCUACUUCCAGAGCAAGUGAUUUAAGAAAAAAAGAAGGUCAACGGCGUCGAAGAUUACACCUAUCAAACUUAAAGGCAGAUAAUAUUAAAUUACGAGAAACAGUACGAAUAUUGACAAAAGAAAUUAAACAGCUUCGUUCAUCUCGAACUCCAACACCACCACCUGAUUCACCAUCAAAACCUUUUUUUUUGAUAAUGUUAGUCCAAAUGCUAAACAACGUACAGUGUCACGUCUUAAAGAUAAAAUCGAAAAUCUACCACGGGGUACAUCAGCACAAAUCAGAAGUAAAUUCGGUAUUAAUGUAUCAAAGCAAAUUUUACCAAAAACGAAUUCUCAAUCAUUGAUUCAAACUGAAAUCGAAACAUUUUUAUGUCGAGAUGAUAUCACAAAGUUAUGUCCUGGCAAACACAAACAAAUUGACGGUAAUCAAAUUCGAUAUCGUCUUAAUCAUUUGAAUAUUCUCCACCAACAGUUUGAAUUGGAAAGUAAUAUAGAUAUAGACUACGUUACGUUCACUCGAUAUAUCCCAUCUUACAUUAAGAAAUCGAAUAAUGAUAGUUGGGGGACAUGCUUAUGCAUGACAUGUCUUAAUUCUCAACUCAAAUAUGAAAAACUUCAUCAAUUGAAGCGUAAACGCGCUCUUAUCAAAGUUAUAGUUGAUUUCACACCUAUUGAUUUAUAUGAUUUAGCAAAAGACGAAAUAAAAGUUAAUGAAUUUAAAGAUAAUUUGACUAAAUUAGAUAAAGAAGAUGAAGAUAUUCUUGUUACUUUUUGUGAAUGGCAGAAGAUAAAAACAUUGAAUUGUACAGCUCCUGUUUCUACAAAAGUUUCGCUAUCUAUAUCGAUGAAAGAGUUUAUAAAGAAAUUUAUAAUAGAAGCUGAUACUCUAACAAAACAUAUUUGUCGAAUGAGAGAACAAUUUCGUGCUGCCAAAGCAGCUAAAGAACAAGCAAAAGAGAAUACACAAGUGGCAAAAAUUCAAUUAGAUUGGAGCGAGAAUUAUAACUUGAAAGAAGCAAGAGAAGAGAAAGGUAUCCAAAUAAAUGAUGUUUCUAUUUAA
This is a messenger RNA of Rotaria socialis, 1950 nucleotides long. NCBI's taxonomy places the organism in Eukaryota, Metazoa, Rotifera, Eurotatoria, Philodinida, Philodinidae. The record is from the annotation of a GenBank genome assembly.